UCACACACAAAAAGAAUGUCUGUUUGUAGCAUUCUUAGUGUUGGUUGUAGAUAAUUAGAACAAACCAACAAUGGGUUGCGUGACCUCAAAAGCAGCUGCAGAAGGUGGUGCUGUUGUACAAAGAAAUGUUGGUGGUAAAGGGAAGGGAAAAGCAACGUCUAAUUUCCCUGAUCUAUCUAAACACAACAACCAUAUGGCAAAGUGUUUGACAGAGAAGUUGUAUAAUGAACUUUGUAAUAAAACUACUAAAGGAGGGGUGACACUGGAUGAAUGCAUUCAAACAGGCGUAGACAACCCUGGCCACCCAUUCAUAAUGACUGUUGGUGCUGUAGCUGGUGAUGAGGAAACUUAUGAGGUGUUCGCGCCCCUGUUUGAUAAAAUAAUCAGUGAAAGACAUGGCGGAUACGGCAAAACCCAACUUCACUCAACUGAUUUGAACCCUGAACAUUUGGUUGGGGGAGAUGACUUGGACCCCAAGUAUGUCUUAUCAUCGCGUGUACGCACCGGACGAAGUAUUUCUGGCCUUGCCCUUCCGCCCUGCUGCUCACGUGCCGAGCGCAGAGAGGUUGAGAAGAUACUUUCUGAAGCCUUAGCGGCCUUAGAUGGUCCUUUCAAAGGAAAGUAUUACCCACUGUCUGGUAUGUCUGAUGAGACACAAGAGAAACUUAUUGAGGAUCAUUUUCUCUUCGAUAAACCAGUGUCGCCCCUUCUACUUGCUUCCAGGAUGGCACGAGAUUGGCCUGAAGGUCGUGGUAUUUGGCACAAUGAAGAGAAGAACUUCCUUGUAUGGGUGAAUGAGGAAGACCAUAGUCGUGUAAUUUCAAUGGAGAAGGGUGGGAACAUGAGGCGUGUGUUCACAAGGUUUUGUGAGGGCUUGAAAAAGGUUGAAGACACCAUAGCCAAGAGAGGACACAGCUUCAUGUGGAAUGAACACCUCGGGUAUAUUCUAACAUGUCCAUCAAACCUGGGUACUGGCUUAAGGGGUGGCGUGCAUCUUAAGAUCCCCUUGAUGAGCAAACACCCCAUGUUUGAAAAUCUUUUGAAGAAGCUUCGUCUACAAAAGCGAGGCACAGGGGGUGUAGAUACGGCAUCUACAGAUGGAACGUUUGAUAUUUCAAACUCUGAUAGAUUGGGAUCAUCAGAAGUAGACCAAGUACAAUGUGUCGUGGAUGGUGUGAACUUGCUUAUACAGAUGGAGAAGAGAUUGGAAGCAGGCCAAACUGUUGAUGAUUUGAUGCCAGCCGAUAAAAAAGUUGAAACUGACAUCAAUUAUCCUGACCUAUCAAUGCAUAACAACUGGAUGUCUAAGUGUUUGACACCCGCUGUUUAUACCAAGCUUAAGAAUCGUAAAACACCAAGUGGAUAUUCACUUGAUAAGUGCAUUCAAACAGGUGUUGACAAUCCUGGCCAUCCAUUUAUAAUGACUGUAGGAUUAGUGGCAGGGGAUGAGGAAACUUAUUCAACUUUUUCGGAAUUAUUUGAUCCAGUGAUUAGUGGAAGGCAUGGAGGCUACCCUGCAAAUGCUAAACACACAACAGACUUAGAUGCCACUCAUCUUAGAGGAGGUGACAAUCUGGAUCCUAAAUAUGUUUUAUCAUCAAGAGUAAGAACAGGUCGUAGCAUCCGUGGUUUAGCAUUACCACCAUGGUGCACACGAGGUGAACGUAGAAAGACAGAGAAGAUUAUAACGGAAGCAUUGUCAGCAUUGGAUGGCCCGCUAAAGGGCAACUAUUACCCCCUCACUGGAAUGACAGAGGAAACGCAGGAUAAACUGAUUGAUGAUCAUUUCUUAUUCGAUAAACCGGUGUCACCUCUCCUUACAAGUUCAGGGAUGGCACGUGAUUGGCCGGAUGCCCGUGGUAUUUGGCACAACGAUGAAAAAAACUUCCUUGUAUGGGUGAAUGAGGAAGAUCAUAUGAGAAUCAUAUCAAUGGAGAAGGGUGGGAACAUGAAAGCUGUGUUCCAACGCUUCUGUGAUGGAUUGCAAAAGGUUGAAGCUACCAUAAGUACAAACGGUCAUUCAUUUAUGUGGAACCAGCAUUUAGGAUAUAUCCUCACAUGCCCUUCUAAUCUUGGCACAGGUCUUCGAGGAGGUGUUCACCUUAAAGUGCCUUUGCUCAGCAAACACAAGAAGUUCGAUGAUAUAUUAUCAAAGAUGAGAUUACAAAAGCGGGGCACAGGUGGUGUGGAUACGGCAUCUACAGAUGGAACGUUUGAUAUUUCAAACCUCGACAGACUUGGAUCAUCUGAAGUCUCCCAGGUUCAAUGUGUUAUCGAUGGCGUUGAGACCUUGAUACAAAUGGAGAAAAGAUUGGAACAAAAGAAAUCGAUUGACGAUCUUAUUCCCAAGGAAACAAAGUCAAACAAAACAACAACAGUCGCAACUCCCGUGAAGCUUUCAUUCGACAACUUUCCUGAUUUAUCUUCUCAUAACAACUGGAUGGCUAAGUGUCUUACUAAGGAGAUAUACGCAAAACUGUGUGACAAAAAGACAAGUUUUGGUUGCACCCUGGAUAGCUGUAUACAGACAGGAGUUGACAAUCCUGGCCAUCCAUUCAUAUUCACAGUAGGAUUAACAGCAGGAGAUGAGGAAUGCUAUUCUGUGUUCAAAGACUUGUUCGAACCAGUUAUAUCCGGUCGCCACAAUGGUUAUCUGCCUGAUGCUAAACACUGCACUGAUCUCGACGCCACUAAACUAAGAGGAGGUAACUUUGAUGAGAAUUUUGUUCUCUCCUCCCGAGUACGAACCGGACGCAGCAUCCGUGGAUUGGCCCUCCCUCCUUGGUGUACAAGGGCUGAGAGGAGAAAGGUAGAGAAGUUGUCCGUGGAAGCUUUGUCCAAGUUGGCAAAUGAACUGAAGGGAAAAUAUUAUCCAUUGAAUAAGAUGACGGAAGCUGAACAAGACCAACUUAUUGAUGAUCAUUUCUUGUUUGAUAAACCUGUUUCUCCUCUACUUACAAGUGCAGGCAUGGCACGAGAUUGGCCGGACGGUCGAGGUAUUUGGCACAACGAUGCAAAGAACUUCCUUGUGUGGGUGAAUGAGGAAGAUCAUUUACGACUUAUCUCAAUGGAGAAGGGUGGGAACAUGAAGGCUGUGUUUGAAAGGUUUUGCAAAGGAGUGCAGGAAGUUGAAGCUUCACUUAAACAGCGCGGUUGUGAGUACAUGUGGAAUGAACACCUUGGGUAUAUUCUAACAUGUCCAUCAAACCUGGGUACUGGCUUAAGGGGUGGCGUGCAUGUAAAGUUGCCGUUACUCUGCAAAGAUAAAAGAUUCAACUCCAUCCUUGAGAGUUUGAGAUUACAAAAGCGAGGCACAGGGGGUGUGGAUACCGCUUCAUCAGAUGGGACAUUUGAUAUUUCAAACCUGGACAGACUUGGAUCUUCUGAGUUGGACCAGGUACAAUGUGUAGUAGAUGGUGUUGAGUUGCUUGUACAGAUGGAGAAGAAACUCAUGGCAGAGGAAAGCAUUGAUAGCCUUAUCCCUCCGACUAAAUAAACAACUAGCAUGUUGUAUAACUCCAUCCAAAAUCACCAUAAAAAUUCAUGACUUGUGUUUAGUAAUAAUUUUUUUUUAAUAAAAUUCUGUUAUUACCGAAAUUUAACAUAAAUUUAAAAGCUAAUAUAAGGUUUUUUUUCCCAAUUCACCAUAAAAAUCCAUGACUUUUGUGUUCGGUAUCGCUACAGUUUUUUGUGAUUUUUUUUUGUUUGUGAUUUUUACCACAAAAUUUAAACCUAACUAAAUAAAUGUAGAAACAUUUUUAUCCAAAACUCACUAUAAAAAAUCCAUGACUUUUUUGUUUUUAGUAAUACCCUUCACUUUUAUUAGAAUGUUUUUUUGUAUACUUCAUCAAAAUUUGGAUAAUUUAUCCCUAAAGUUCCAGCCAUAUCUACUAUUGCUACAAUAGAUGUUACCUGAUACAGCCAAAUACGCCAAACUGUGAAUACAUUGGUUUCUAAAACCUUUUAAAGUGUUAAAACAUUUGCCUAAUCGACAUUACAGUUUUCUACAGUAUUGUUUUAAAUUUUUACCCAACAUAACCAAUUUGUGAUUUUCGUUCAAAUAAUUUUGUAUUUAGAUGUGAUUUAGUUUGAUUAAACUAUAGUUUUAAUAAUC
Messenger RNA from Ciona intestinalis (vase tunicate), 4114 nucleotides. The record is from RefSeq and is a predicted model, not a curated record. NCBI's taxonomy places the organism in Eukaryota, Metazoa, Chordata, Ascidiacea, Phlebobranchia, Cionidae.